Molecule: messenger RNA, 1726 nt
Organism: Protobothrops mucrosquamatus (brown spotted pit viper)
Lineage: Eukaryota; Metazoa; Chordata; Lepidosauria; Squamata; Viperidae
Gene: CIART
Product: circadian associated repressor of transcription
Exons: 8
Coding region: 1-1560 (519 amino acids)
Biological process (GO): negative regulation of DNA-templated transcription; circadian regulation of gene expression
Cellular component (GO): nucleus
Molecular function (GO): RNA polymerase II cis-regulatory region sequence-specific DNA binding
Source: RefSeq, a predicted model, not a curated record
AUGGCGACCCAGUUGCCCGGCCAGUGUUUGCCUGAUUGUGCAGUCUGGGGGAGCGGGAUAGAGCGGGACUAUAUCCUUAUUCCGGGCCAGGAGCGGGACGAUUUCCUUAUUCCGGGCCAGGAGCGGGACGAUUUCCUUAUUCCGGGCCAGGAGCGGGAUACUGCGGGACUAUAUCCUUAUUCCGGGAGCGGGAUAGAGCGGGACUAUAUCCUUAUUCCGGGCCAGGAGCGGGACUAUAUCCUUAUUCCGGGCCAGAAGCGGGACGAUUUCCUUAUUCCGGGCCAGGAGCGAGUGGGCUCGGGCGAGAGCGUCGGGGGAGGGGGGCGCCUUGGCAGGCUGGGCUCGGGCGGGGUCCUCCCGGGACUGUGCGGACAGAGUGGCCAGGAAGUCAGUCUCGGGGUUCGGCUCGUUUCCCAUCUGGAGCCCGGGGCCGGGGCGAUCUCGGGUCCCCCAGCGCCUCCUGGCUCUGGUGGCCACCACGACUCAGAGGGUCCUGGGGAGACACUCCGUAGCCACCGGGUCAGUCCAAACGGAAGCCUGCCUGGACAGAGGGUGAACCGAAAGAGGGCCGAGGGCGGCGGAAAGCUUCAGAGCAGCGCCACAGGAGGCAACCGGCCCCCUCCGUGCCCCGUGGCAUCUGUGUCGUCACCUGGGAUAAAGAGGCCGCGGAGGAAGGAAGCGGCAGCGGAAGAGACGCAGCACUCUCUCUGUUGGACGGAAGGGGACCAAGCUUUUGCCCAAAAGUGCUGGGAACUCCAAGGCUUUGUCCGCCCCCUGUCGGAACUUCUGAAUCGCUUGAAAAUGGGAUGCUUUGACCGAGGUUUAAGCAGUUUCCAGCAGAGCGUGGCCAUGGAUCGGAUCCAGCGGAUCGUUGGUGUCCUUCAGAAGCCUCAGAUGGGGGACCGAUACCUGGGCACCCUAUUGCAGGUGGAAAAGAUGCUCAAGAUCUGGUUCCCUCAGAUUCCCUUAAAGGACUCCCAGGCCAGCUACGGUGUGUCAGCCAAGGAGGCAUGUGGGGCAGCUCAGUCCCGCUGUGUAGAAGACCAGAUCAUGGGAAGCAGAAGCACAUCCAUCCAAGAUGACGCAUUGAGCCUCUCCUCGGACCUCUCUUCCUUACAAGACCACGCUAUCGGAAUUCGGCAGGGACAGCCGGUGCCCAUGGGCAAUGGGCCUGCUAUGAACCUGACCUGGAUCCACCCGUUGCCCGUUUUGAACCCUCUCCUGGGACAAGUGGACUUUAAUCAGAUGAACUCUGCGCUUGGGCAGAUCUUGCCAAACGUGAGCAGUUGUGGAGUGGUUUUCUUUCUCCAAAAGGUUAUGCCUGCACAGGCUACUUCCAAGACGCUUGCACAGAGCUGCCCUCCUAGCAUGCCGUCCUCUGGCUCUGGGGAGCUACCUCGCUGUCAAAGUUUGCCUGGUGUCCUGGCAGCAAGCAGCUCUGACCCCAGAGGAACUGUUGGCAGCCUCUGUCUGUCCCUGCCCCACUUGUCGAUGUCUGGGGAGGAGCUGGCGGGGAGUGAAGCGUCUGUAGGAAAGCCUGUGAAAUGCCGCCGCUCCUGAUGCCCCCGAAGACAAGUCUCCCUGACUUGCAGACCUUUUUCCCCUUCUUCACCAACAUUAUUUUUUUAAAACUGAAAACAUUUCACAUAUGUCCAAGAGAAAGCAGAACUGUACCUACCCACAGGGUGGAAAAUUUUAGUUUCAAUAAAGAUACUGACACAAUGGC